Cynara cardunculus var. scolymus (artichoke) is the source of this 1269-nucleotide messenger RNA. RefSeq names its product probable xyloglucan endotransglucosylase/hydrolase protein 28. Bases 45 to 1037 code for a protein of 330 amino acids. The transcript has 4 exons. The record is from RefSeq and is a predicted model, not a curated record. Gene Ontology annotation, molecular function: xyloglucan:xyloglucosyl transferase activity; hydrolase activity, hydrolyzing O-glycosyl compounds. Gene Ontology annotation, biological process: xyloglucan metabolic process; cell wall biogenesis. Gene Ontology annotation, cellular component: cell wall; apoplast. NCBI's taxonomy places the organism in Eukaryota, Viridiplantae, Streptophyta, Magnoliopsida, Asterales, Asteraceae.
GGUUGUAACCUACUCUUAAAGAUUUGUACCCUGAAGAAGAAAAAAUGGAUUCUUUGCAUCUGAUAUUAAGUCUACUGUGCUCUGUUUUUGCUUUGGUUUCUGGGUAUUCAAGAACUCUGCAGAUUUCAUCGUUUGAUGAAGGCUAUUCGCAUUUAUUUGGUGGUAAUAAUCUGCAAGUUCUGAAAGAUGGGAAAUCUGUGCAUUUAUCCCUUGAUGAAAGAACAGGUUCUGGGUUUGUUUCACAAGACCUUUAUCUUCAUGGAUUCUUCAGUGCCUCCAUUAAGCUUCCUGCUGAUUACACAGCUGGGGUGGUUGUUGCUUUUUAUAUGUCAAACGGAGAUACGUACGAGAAGAACCAUGAUGAAAUCGACUUCGAGUUCUUGGGUAAUAUCCGAGGCAAAGAAUGGAGGAUACAAACCAACAUCUAUGGCAAUGGAAGCACAAAUGUUGGAAGAGAAGAGAGAUUUGGGCUUUGGUUUGAUCCUUCUUAUGAUUAUCAUCAAUAUAGCAUUCUUUGGACCGACGAUCGUAUAAUAUUUUAUGUCGAUAAUGUUGCCAUUAGAGAGAUCAAAAGAACCGAGUCAAUGGGCAAAGACUUCCCUUCCAAGCCCAUGACUUUGUAUGCAACGAUAUGGGAUGCUUCAGAAUGGGCCACAAACGGAGGCAAAUACAAGGUAAAUUACAAAUACGCCCCUUACAUUGCGGAAUUCUCCGACUUUGUCCUCCACGGAUGCACAGUGGACCCCAUGGAACUCUCGACGUUGAAAUGCGACACCACACCGAAUUCCAAUUCAAUCCUUGCUGACUUAACGCCUGCGGAGAGGAUUAAAAUGGAGAGCUUCAGAAAGAAACACCUUCAAUACUCGUAUUGCUACGACAAAAUGAGAUAUAAAACACCUCCAUCCGAGUGUCUCGUGGACCACGAAGAAGCUAAGCAGCUCAAAAGCUUUGAUCCAAUUACGUUCGGUGGAAGCCGUUGCCGCCACCGCUCUCACCACGGGAGGAUGCACCGCCAAAGCCGGUCGGUAUCAUUUUAAGUAAAGAGGGUGUAGUUUAUUCAUCCUUAUUGUCAUUACAGUGGUCUCUCUUUUUUGUUUUUUUGAUGAUGAAUAGAUUUAAUUCAUAUGUGAAUAGAUGGGAAAAAAAUGAGUGGGGCUGGCAUAUAAUUUGCUUGUGGUUGAGUGAUGGAUGAUGUUGAAGGUCAUGAUGAUAUAAUGUGUUUAUUUGGACCACAUUUUAAUGAUGUUUUUGUGUACUAUAAUAAAUAAA